GACAAGCUAGCUGACAACGCAGCGAGAAGGAGAUUGGUGCGGAACGACGCGAUUGGGCACGCCGUGAACGAUCUCGAAAUUGAUCUGCGGAUCCGAGCGGUGAAUCUGACGGCACCCCAGGACCCGUUGCUGAUGCAGAGGUUACUACUCGCGGCAGACCUUCUUCUUGAACGGUAUCAAAAGCGCACCGGACACGUAUCAGAUAUAGAACGUGCAGUCACCUUGGUAGACCGAGUCGGCUCGGCCAUCAGCGAGACACAUGGGCUGUUCUCAGACCAUCUCUUGAUCUACGGACGUGCUCAUCUCGCCGUCUUCGAGGCUACGCAAAACUCCAUCGAGCUCGACAAAGCCAUCACAGAGUUGGAAGCAUACCAACGCGUGGUGGGCGGACACCCAGAGCUACUCCAGCUCCACGGGAAUCUUCUGUUGCAGCGAUUCCGGAAUGUUGGAGACGAACAAGAUCUCCGAACUGGCAUCGACCGAGCCCGAGCUGUUCAAACCCUCCAAGGCGUCGAGACCGACACUCAGAUAUACGCCCUUUCCAAUCUCUCCGAGUCUCUGCCAUUCUUGCUUGAUUUUGGGGCCGAGGAUGGGGAUGCGCACUUGGACAACGCGGUUGAAAUGGGCCUGAGGGCAAAGGAACUGGCUCAACGUGAAGACUGCGGGAUAUCAGAUAUAUCCUUCGUCUACGGAGCGCUUGCUCUGGCCCAGUACUACCGUUAUCAACCAAGAAGGGAACCGACGGACCUGGAAGAUUCGCUAGCCAAUGGAAAGACCGCGGUAGAUCUUGUAACGGAGCGCAGCCCCGACAAAGUAAGAUGGCUGAACAAUCUUGGCUUGGCCCAUGUCGCGGAAUUUCGCAUCUCAGCCAAGGACUCUAGCCUAGAUGAAGCUGCCAGGUUGUUCGAAGAGGCAGUCACACUCUCCUUGGAAGGCAGCAAGUCCCGUCUGAUUAGCCUGAGCAACCUGGCAGAUGCGCUCGGCCUCAGGUUCGAAUGGACCGGGGAGAUGGAAGCCCUGGAUAUCGCUGUCUCGCGGUACCGGACCUUGGCCAGUCUGGAGAAUACAAACGCCACUGAGUGGGCUGUCAGUCUACAGAAUCUUGGAAAUAUCCUGCUCCACGCUUACGGCUGUCACUUGCGCGGCGAGCUCCUUGACGAAGCCGUGGAAGCCCUCGAGCGAGCACUCGCCAAGUACCCGAAAGGUCAUACAGAGAGCGUUGUCACCCACUCCUUACUCUGCAACGCCCUGGCCAUCCGAAGCUGGCAGCCGAACAGGAAACCGGAGAUACUCUUGGCCAUUGACCAUGGCGAGAAGGCAGCGCUGCUAGCUGGCCCGGAUCACCCGCACGGCGCCCAUCUCCGGCAUAUUCUGUCGCAGGCGUACCUCAAUAAAUGGGACGCAGGAGGCUGUCAGGACGACCAAGAUCUGGUGAAAGCAUUCGACCACUCAGAACAAUGUCUCAGAUUGGCACCGCCAGACGCGCAGGAUCGAGCGUUAUACCUUUUGUGCCACGGCAAUCUGCUUGCUGCACAGAUACUGGGCAAGGAUCCAGAGAUUGGUCGGAUAGCUGUUCCUCCUGCCUUUGCCGAGCCCCUCCGCAAUUACAAAGAAGCGGUCGAGUCGCCGAACGGCCUGCCAUUGCUACGAAUUCGGGCAGCUCGAAAGGCAAUUAGGAUCCUCGGGGGCCUGGACAGGUGGGAAGAGGCCGUGCCCGUCGGCCGGGAAGCCAUGCGGCUGCUGUCGCUGGCCUGCGGAAGGUAUCUGUCCUUACAGGACCAGCAGCAGGUCAUUUCAGAAACCUCGGGCUUGGCCUCUGAGAUCUGCUCCCUGAUGCUGCAGGUAGGCAAGGCUGAGGAGGCGCUUCAACAGCUCGAGGCAGGGAGAGCCAUGCUCCUCGGGUUUGCCAUGGAAAAGAGCGACGAAGCAACGGCGUUGAAAGCAACGGACAAGGACCUUGCCAAGGAGUUGGAAGACAUCAAGGCAAAGCUGCGCAUCUCUCCCGACCUUCAAGGUCGUCGUCUCGGAGAGAUCAAAUUGCGGGAGAGGAGGGCUGCUGAGGUCGACCUCAAGAAUUGCCUCGACAAAAUCAGGAGCCUCCCAGGCCACCAGGACUUCCUGCUCGAACCGCCCCUUGACCACAUGAAGUCGUGCUCCAAGGACGGCGCUGUUGUCCUGGUGAAUAUCAGCUACAUGAGAAGUGACGCCAUCAUUCUUGUCGACGAAGGCAUACGGGUUGUGCCGCUCUCAAAGCUGCAGCUCGAGAAGGCAGUCGACUUUGGCGUAAAGCUCAUUGCAGGCUUCUCGACUGUGGAUUUCCCCGUCAAGAGAGCAUACGAAGUACUCUCUAGAAAAGUUCCCAAACAGCCCUCGAGACAAGAUGCAUCGUCAGACUUCCUGAGCUGGCUAUGGGACAGCUGUGUACAGCCCAUUUUUAAUGAGCUGAGAAAGUGUGGUGCCGUGAAGACUGCGGAUGACAAGCUGCCUCUGGACCCCCUGCCCCGAAUUUGGUGGAUCGGAUCCGGGUUGGCAGCUGGCUUCCCGUUCCAUGCCGCUGCCGCUUCGGAGUCUGGCCAGGACGCACUGUGUCUGUCGGUCUCGUCCUAUGCGCCAUCGAUCAAGGCUCUCUUGCAUGCCCGACAGCGAUCUGCCCAGUCUCAAGCUCUGAGGAGCGCGAGCCACCAGACGAGACUCCACAUGACCGUCAUUACAAUGGAAACUACGCCCGGUGGUCAUGCACCCUUACCGGGAGUGAAGGAGGAGAAGGAGGUCGUCAUGGAUCUGGCAAAGGCUCUGGCCAAGGAGAAACUGAAGUGCACAGAUCUGCCACAGCCAAAUGUGGCAUGUGCACUAGAAGCUAUCGCCAAGAGCGACAUUGUCCACUUCGCCUGCCACGGUGAAGCGGACAGGAGAGAUCCGUCUCAGAGCCACCUUGUCUUGGAGAAGCCAUGCGCCGAGGACAAGACUAGCAAGGAGGUCGAUAAACUCACCGUGUCGCAUUUUCUGGCCCAGGACAACCUGCAGAAGGUGUGGAUCGCGUUUUUGUCUGCCUGCACGACAGCGUCCAUGGGUAGUUUCCGGCUUGGGGAUGAAGGCCUUCAUACGUCGGGGGCUCUACAGAUUGCAGGCUUCUCCCACGUCAUUGGAUCCUUGUGGAAGGUAGAAGAUGAGGUUGGGGUGCAUAUUGCCCGGGUCUUUUAUACGAGCCUGUUUGGUGUUGAGAAGGAUGCCCUGGACGACAGGGUGGUGGCCGUGGCUCUGCGAGAAGCCGUCAUGAAGACUCGAGAACGCUACCCAUCUUCAUGGACCAAGUGGGCGGCCUACAUCCAUUCGGGAGCUUGA
This is a messenger RNA of Cryphonectria parasitica EP155, 3342 nucleotides long. RefSeq lists its product as uncharacterized. The annotation marks the transcript as partial. Gene Ontology annotation, molecular function: protein binding. The transcript has a single exon. The record is from RefSeq and is a predicted model, not a curated record. Lineage: Eukaryota; Fungi; Ascomycota; Sordariomycetes; Diaporthales; Cryphonectriaceae.